Toxotes jaculatrix (banded archerfish) is the source of this 1886-nucleotide messenger RNA. Its product is annotated as hsp90 co-chaperone Cdc37. Bases 249 to 1379 code for a protein of 376 amino acids. The transcript is spliced from 8 exons. Gene Ontology annotation, molecular function: heat shock protein binding; protein kinase binding; protein-folding chaperone binding. Gene Ontology annotation, cellular component: cytoplasm. Gene Ontology annotation, biological process: protein stabilization; protein folding. The record is from RefSeq and is a predicted model, not a curated record. Lineage: Eukaryota; Metazoa; Chordata; Actinopteri; Toxotidae.
GCAGUAAUUCUUUCUAGAAGUCUGUAGCAGACUCUCGUUAGCCUAAGCUAGGUGGACUUAGCUGAGUUAGUAUUGGCAAAACACAACCAGUCGCUGCACUGAACGCAACUCCACGUUUCUGAAAAGUGCAGCACAUUUUUGUUAUCUGCUUUUUUGACUCAAGAUUCGGCUGAGCUUUAUUUAUCCCACUAACUUAGCCGAGUCAUAUUCCAAGCUAACGUUGUUUGCGUUUGGUUCUUGCUGGCAUCAUGUCCAGGAUAGACUACAGCGUGUGGGACCACAUUGAGGUGUCAGACGAUGAAGAUGACACCCACCCAAACAUCGACACACCCAGCCUCUUCAGAUGGAGGCACCAGGCACGUGUGGAGCGAAUGGAAGAAUUUCAGAAAAAAGGUGACGAAAUGAAGAAGGGACUCACUGAGUGCCGGCGUAAGGUAUCAGAGGCUCAAAAGAAAGUACAGGAGCUGACCAUUUCAGCAACAGAUGAUGCCAAAGCAGAGCUGAGCAAAGCCCAGGCAGAGGAGAAGAAACUGAAAAAAGAGGAACGGGAUUGGGAGAAGAGGAUGGAUGACUACUACCGGGAAGAGAAGAAGAUGCCAUGGAAUGUGGACACGCUCAGCAAGGAUGGCUUCAGCAAGAGCAUUGUUAAUGUCAAACCCGAAUCCAGGGAAGAGACUGAGGAAGAGAAAGAGGAAAAGCAUAAAACCUUUGUGGAGAAAUAUGAGAAGCAGAUCAAACAUUUUGGCAUGUUGAGACGUUGGGAUGACAGCCAGAAGUACCUUUCUGACAACCCUCAUCUAGUAUGUGAAGAGACCGCCAACUACCUGGUCAUCAUGUGUAUUGAUCUUGAAGUUGAGGAGAAACAUGCAUUGAUGGAACAAGUGGCUCAUCAGACCAUCGUCAUGCAGUUCAUUCUAGAGUUGGCUAAAAGCCUCAAGGUGGAUCCUCGCGGGUGCUUUCGUCAAUUUUUCGCCAAGAUUAAGACAGCUGAUCAGCAGUACCAGGAAGCUUUCAAUGAUGAGCUGGAGUCAUUUAAAGAGCGGGUUCGUGGCAGGGCGAAGAUCCGCAUAGAGAAGGCCAUGAAGGAGUAUGAGGAAGAGGAACGACAAAAGCGCCUGGGACCGGGAGGGCUAGAUCCUGUUGACGUUUAUGAGUCACUGCCACCUGAGAUGCAGAAAUGCUUUGAUGAGAAGGACAUCCAAAUGUUACAAGAAGUCAUUAGCAAAAUGGACCCAACGGAGGCGAAGGCUCACAUGAAGAGGUGCAUAGACUCGGGACUCUGGGUCCCCAACUCCAAGACAGACGAUGGGGAUGAAAAAGAAGAAGAUGCUACCUAUGAGGAAGUGAAACAGGAGCAGGAAGAAACAAAGAAGGAAUGACCAACGUUAAGGAUUUGUUGCUUGUGCAAAUGUACUUACCCACUGUAUUGCAACUCCACUAUGUGUAUGACUAGUUUGCCAAUCAAGGAACAAUGAAAUAAUGUCUCUAAAUAUUUAGCUGAGACUUAAGGGAUUAGUGUUCACUUAACUACCCAACUUCAUUGCAACAGUAACUCCUGCUUGGAAAAUAAACUGCUGCUUGUGUUUAGGUCUUUUAUUUGUUUGGACAUCACUGAAGUUGUACUCUUACAUUUAUUUGUAUACACCUGUUGAUUUGUGUGAGUGUGUAUGUGCACACAUAACUGCCUGUUUCAUUGGUGUUGGUGUAUAGUUUGAAAAACAUUCUACACAUUUUCAGAUUGUGCAUAUUUUUUUUUUUUGUCAUUUUCAAAUUUAAGAUUUUUGUUUGACUUUUAGGGCUUGAGCAACCAAUGUAUUGAGACAAUUAUUUCCCCAAAGUGACAUUUUCUACAAACUUGCUUAACUAAAGGUUGAAUUAUAUCCAGC